AUGGAUAGGUCGGGUUCCAAUGAAGACAUCUAUCCACUGGCUGUGAUAUGUCAUCCGGACGCAGAUUCCACGAACCUGCAAGUGUUCAAAACACGGGACCUUUCACGUUUGCACAACCUGUGUUCGAAAGUAUGGCACUUUGAUGAUUUCGCAGUCAUGUCCCGUCAGAGCUUUUUGCGGUUGGACAAUGUCAAGACAAAUGUCUGUGUGUGUGCAAACAGGGGCGUCCAUCCGAGUGUGAUUGACAGUCCGAGUGUGGGACAAGGAAGACUGCGUGUUCACCUGUUUGAGAAGCAGCGCCAUUUUUAUCGAAGAUACUUUGCUGAUACAUUGCAGGUGCUGUGGGUUCUGGCUUCAGGAGUCAACGAUCGAGUCUUCGAUGAGAAGGGCGCUCAUGCCAUCAUCAACUUGGCAUGGCGAGAAGCAUAUCGAGCCCACUUCCUGACCUUCGCGCUAGAUUUGCUCGUGGCGUGCCUCUUUUGGUCCUUGGCGUUUCUGCUGAAUGAUAAGCGGCUGGAAGAUCACCAGUGGCUGCGGUGGCCAUGCCUUGCCAUCGCAGCUCUGGCUUGGCUGCGAAAUGCCUUCUCCGAGAUCUUGCAAUGUCUUGGCUUCCAUGUCUACGGAAAGCUGCGUGACUACUUUCUUUCAUUGGAAACGCUCGCCGACGCCUUCAGGAUACUUCUCACGGGUUUCAGCUUGACUGCCUUGGCGACUGACUGGAAAGCUUGUGGAGAACGGCAGGAACUUCGACUAACAUUUGCUUUAACUGGCUUCGUCCGCUGGCUGAGGGUCUUGAACACCCUCAAGGGCUUCGAGAGCACGGGGAAACCGAUGCUCCCAAUUUUGCAAGCUGUUCCAGCGACUGUUCCCUUCUUCUUCGUGGUGUUCUGUUGGUUUGCAGGCUUCCUUCACAUGUACUAUUCGUUCGGCUUGAUGAGCUGGUGGCAAUCAAUGAUGAUCAUGUACCGCUUAGGAUUUCUGGCAGACUUCUCCAGGAAUGAAAUGAGGAACGCCACGCUUCUGUCGGAUGGGGAUGACGACUGGGAAACGCCGGUGGACGUGGUUUUAGUCGUCAUGGGUCUAAGCAUGUCGAUCAUUAUGAUGAACAUCCUCAUUGGUGUGCUGGCCGAGAGUUACAAUCGAGGUGCGAAGUGUGACAGCAUUUCUGGACACAUCAAAAGAUAUCUAAAGCAAGUUCUGCUAGUGAGAGUCGAAGGCUUCCGGCUGAGGAGGUUAAGGUUGUUGGAAUUGGUGACCCUUGCAAUCAAGGUGUGGUUUGCCAAUCCACGGGAUCCCUCAACCUGGGGCGAGAUCCAAUCCCAGUACGAUGCAGAUGUCAUGAACGUGCAUGAGAAGGUGACGGAGUUGCGUCGCGAGAUCCGCGAGAUGCACGAGAAGAUGUUGGAAAAGCAUCAGGCGAGAUGCCUAGCGGUUCCGAACACGGUUGUCUGCGCAGCAGCAAGAACGGUCUGUUGA
Molecule: messenger RNA, 1476 nt
Organism: Symbiodinium natans
Lineage: Eukaryota; Dinophyceae; Suessiales; Symbiodiniaceae
Source: the annotation of a GenBank genome assembly